UUGGUCUUACGCAGCCGUAUAUUUGGGCAGUGUUCUGGAUCCGAUGUGUUUCGGGAUGACACACAUAUUUUUUUUUUUUUCUCUCUAUCCACUAAUAUUGACUGACGAGCGCGUGCGUGCGCGCUCGCGUCUAUAAUGAAUUCGACAGAAAAAUUCGGUUUCGUAAUUAUUAUUUUUUUUUUUUUUCAAAGUGAAUAAUGAAAAAGAUGUACGAGACAAUUGAAUGAGAACACACGAAAAAAAAAAAUCGCUCGGGAAGAAUUAAACAAAAACCGCCGUUCCAAUAAGAAAAUCGGCACAAGCCGAAAUUCUGUCAGUAUGUGCUGCAAUAUUGGCUGAGACGCACAGCGAUUUUCGAAUUAUUCGAUUUCAAGUGCUCACAAAGUUGCAAUGGCCGGUUCAGUGAGACAAAUUUUCAUUCUACUGACGAUUACAUUCUGCGUUAUGGGCCAGAAUUAUCAGUAUAUUCCAAGUGGUACAUAUAUCCCAAAUAAUAAUAUUUUUAAUGGAUGUGACUUUUACGAAUCGAUUGAGCUGGGACGAGUCUAUGACGUUUUCUCGCCAUAUUUCCCCGAAAAAUAUCCACCCGGAACGAAUUGCCGAUGGUCGGGAUGCGCACCAUAUGGUACAAAUAUCGUGAUUAAAUGUACCGAAAUGAAAAUACCAACGUAUGGAACGUGUGACGAGCGCACUGAUAGACUUGAGGUUUCUUAUCAAGGUUGUCAAGAAUUGAACGAUGCCAUGCGAUAUUGCACGCAACCUUUUGUCAUGGAAACAAGAUCAAAUGCUCUGGUUAUGGCACUUCGAACUUUUCCAAAUUCGACUGGUGGGAGCUUCUUCUGCCAAAUCUAUGCACAAAAGAGCGCAUUACCCGCUGCUCAACCAAUGUCACCAAAUCAAUAUAUCCAAGGGCCAUCAUUUCCCAUUCGCGGUAACUAUGUGCCAGCUGUAUCACAGCAACAAAACUAUCCACCAACGUACCAGACCAGUUAUGAUCAACAAAAUGUGCGAUAUGAACAAGGUUUUCAGCCAUCGUACUACAGAGGAAGAUUUCAAGAGCAAGGGCGACCUGCUUACCAACCCUCCUAUCAACCGGCCUAUCAAAAUCAAAUUUACCGACCAGUCUAUCGGCCUGCUUAUCAGGUUCAACCAAAUUAUCAGUCUCAACCAAACUAUCAACCCGCGUACAAUGGCUAUCAAAGUGGGUAUCAGAGUGGUUAUCAGACCGCAUAUCAAACAGGUUACCAGCAAAACAUCUAUCCAGUUGGGCAACAAAAGCAAGUUUACCCUACAUACACGCCCACUCAACAGGUGUAUCAGCCGAUGGGGCCCCAAGACCAAGGUCAAUGCCCAUGUGGUCUACGAAAAAGGCCUCGCAUUUUGAACGGUGAAAGUAUUGAUAUUGAACAAAUGCCGUUCGCUUGUGGAUUGAUCGAUUUGAAUACAAAAACCGUUUUUUGCGAUUGUACAAUCAUCAGUCCAAAUUUUAUUGUAACGGUUGCACAUUGUCUACAUAAUCGCACAAUAAACACAGUUGGAGUCAUUGUUGGCACAACAGAUACCUCCCGACCAACUGAAUCACGGUAUGCGGCAACGUAUCGUCUAUUUGGUUCAGUUGUGCAUCCAGAUUAUGACACUCUGUCGAUGCUCAAUGAUAUUGCCAUUGCCAAAACGGGUCCCAUUCAAUUUAAUCCAGCUGUGGCGCCAGUAUGCUUGCCAAUCAGCGAGAGAUUAUCCGAACAGAAUUACGCUUUUUCGCCGGUUGAAGUGGCCGGUUGGGGUGAAGUAAGGAACACUGGUCCAUCAUCGUCACGUUUGCAAGCAGUCACAUUGAAUGUUAUAACAAAUGAACAGUGCAACGAUAACUAUCCAUAUCGAAUAACUGCCUCACAAAUGUGCCUUCUCACACCACAAAAAGAUACCUGCAAUGGUGAUGAUGGAGCUGGAUUGUGUCAUGUUGAUACGGUUACGGGUCGUUUGGUGCUUGUCGGAAUGCCAAGCUAUGGAGUGGGCUGUGGUACGCGUCAACCGCGAGUUGCCGUCCGAAUUUCAUCGUACAUCCCAUGGAUACUGCGAACAACGAAUGAACCAUUCUGCGUAAUUUAAUUGUAUUUACUUAGUGCUUAAGAAAAACCACCGCUUUUUUUUCAUUUUUAAACUGGAGGUUGAAUCAACUUUGCCCAACGAAGGUUAGCAAAACCGAAGGAAGUUUUCAAUUGAUUUAACAUAACAGAUAUAACUGCCAACAUAUUAAAAAGUGGCCGAUCGAAACAAAAUUAUUCUACGAAAAAAAAAUUAGGUUUUUUCAUGUUUAUUUUGAUUUUUAGAAUUAUAAUAAUUUUUGAUUAGAAACUCAAAAACAAUAAAAUUACAUGUUGUUUAUUUUUUUUUUGUCAAUGAUAACAAAA
Sitodiplosis mosellana (orange wheat blossom midge) is the source of this 2408-nucleotide messenger RNA. RefSeq names its product complement C1r subcomponent-like. Gene Ontology annotation, molecular function: serine-type endopeptidase activity. Gene Ontology annotation, biological process: proteolysis. The coding region runs from base 391 to 2106 and encodes 571 amino acids. The transcript has 8 exons. NCBI's taxonomy places the organism in Eukaryota, Metazoa, Arthropoda, Insecta, Diptera, Cecidomyiidae. The record is from RefSeq and is a predicted model, not a curated record.